Myripristis murdjan (pinecone soldierfish) is the source of this 2619-nucleotide messenger RNA. RefSeq names its product potassium voltage-gated channel, KQT-like subfamily, member 3 (gene kcnq3). Gene Ontology annotation, cellular component: voltage-gated potassium channel complex; membrane. Gene Ontology annotation, biological process: potassium ion transmembrane transport. The record is from RefSeq and is a predicted model, not a curated record. Gene Ontology annotation, molecular function: voltage-gated potassium channel activity. The transcript is spliced from 15 exons. Lineage: Eukaryota; Metazoa; Chordata; Actinopteri; Holocentriformes; Holocentridae. Bases 1 to 2619 code for a protein of 872 amino acids.
AUGGGACUCAGGUCCAGGACUGUCGCUAGCGGCUCGGAGGAGCAGAAGGACAAGAAGCCCGGCGCUGCUCCUCCUCUUCCCGGGGACUUGGACCAAGGGACCGGCGGGCCGGACAAGGAUGGGGCCCUGCUGCUGGUGGCCUCGGGCCGGGAGGACUUCAAGAGGGGCUCUCAGGGCAUCGGGCUGCUGGCCAAAACCCCGCUGGGCUACACCCGACCGGUCAAGAGGAAUAACAUCCGCAAGAGGAAGAUCCAGAAUCUGAUCUACGAUGCGCUGGAGCGGCCGAGGGGAUGGGCGCUGCUCUACCACGCGUUUGUGUUUUUAAUCGUGCUGGGCUGUCUGAUACUGGCCAUACUGACAACAUUCAAGGAGCAUGAAAAAGUGUCUGCACACUGGCUUGUUAUACUGGAAACCUUCACCAUCUUCAUCUUCGGAGCAGAGUUUGCACUGAGGAUCUGGGCGGCCGGAUGCUGCUGUCGCUACAAAGGAUGGAGGGGGAGGCUCAAAUUCGCCCGCAAACCCCUGUGUAUUUUAGACAUCUUUGUGCUGAUUGCCUCGGUGCCGGUGGUGGCGGUGCGGAACCAGGGCAACGUGCUGGCCACGUCGCUGCGCAGCCUGCGCUUCCUGCAGAUCCUGCGGAUGCUGCGCAUGGACCGGCGAGGAGGGACCUGGAAACUUCUGGGCUCCGCCAUCUACGCACACAGCAAGGAGCUGAUCACUGCUUGGUACAUUGGCUUCCUGUCGCUGAUCCUGGCUUCCUUCCUGGUCUACCUGGUGGAGAAGGACGAUGUCUCCAUGGACGUGUCCGACUCCGACAACCCCACGGCUCAGCCCAAGCCGCAGGACUUCGACACGUACGCAGACGCUCUGUGGUGGGGGCUGAUCACGCUGACCACCAUCGGUUACGGGGACAAAACCCCGAAGACGUGGGCGGGGAGACUGUUAGCCGGCACUUUUGCUCUGAUCGGAGUGUCCUUCUUCGCUUUGCCUGCAGGGAUUCUGGGUUCAGGCUUGGCUCUGAAGGUCCAGGAGCAGCACAGACAGAAGCACUUUGAGAAGCGUAGACAUCCGGCCGCCGGGCUCAUCCAGUCUGCAUGGCGAUACUAUGCCACCAAUCCAAUCAGGGAAGAUCUUAUUGCCACAUGGAGAUUUUAUGAAACAGUCAUCUCCCUUCCCUGUUUCAGGCAAGAUAAUUUGGAGGGUAUGGCAAGCCAAAAACUGAGUUUACUAGAGCGUGUUCGCCUUCCCAACACGCGGCCGUUGGUCGGGACGGGGAAGAAGCUCACUCCAGGAAACGCCGACUCCAUCGAGGAAAGCCCCUCGAAGGACCCCAAACCUGCCGGCUUCAGUAACCGCGAACGCUUCCGCACCGCCUUCCGCAUGAAGGCCUACACUCUCCGCCAGAGCUCUGAAGAUGCCGGAGCCCUGGCAGAUCCAGCCUUAGAGGAGAGAGGUUUUCCCGCAGACAUCCUGAUGGAGGAGAUGAUCCCCACGCUGAAACUGGUCAUCAGGGCAGUCAGGAUCAUGAAAUUCCUCUUGAACAAGAAGCGGUUCAAGGAAACUCUGAGGCCUUAUGAUGUCAAGGACGUGAUCGAGCAGUACUCUGCUGGCCACCUGGACAUGCUCUGCAGAAUCAAAUACCUCCAGACGAGAAUCGACAUGAUUCUGGCCCCUGGACCCCCCCUCACCCCCAAACACAAGAAAACUCAGAAAACGCCCUUUGCCUAUCCGCCCAAUCAGUCACCCAGGCAUGAGUCCUACCUUGCCAAAGCCUCCAUGCCAGAUGCUGAAGACCAAAGCAUGAUGGGUAGAUUUGUCAGAGUGGAGAGACAGGUGGAGGACAUGGAGAAGAAGCUGGACUUCCUGGUGGACAUGCACAUCCAGCACACCGAGCACCUGCAGGUGGACUCCGCCGGCGCCGCACACAUGACCAUGGAGCCCUGCGACCCCACGGUGGGCGCCGACAUCCGCCGCGUCUUCUUCAACUACGCCGAGGCGUUUCCGCACAUGACCUUCCAGGUGCCUGUCAGCAAGAUGGGCUCCUACUACAGCUUCCACAAGGAGCCGGGCGCCGCCGCGAGAGGGGGAGGGGGAGGAGGAGGAGGAGAGGGGGCGGGGCUUCCAGGGGGAGGACGCGUACUUCCAGACCAUCAGCUCCCACCAUCGCACCUCCACCAGCCCAUCCCCACCUACAUGGAGCGUCCCACGGUGCUGCCGAUCAGCUCGCUGCAGGACUUCCGGGCGGCCGGGUGCGGGGAUGCGGGGGGGCGAGGCUACCUGGAGCACCUGGGGGUCGGGCCGGGCAGGACCACAGGGGGGCAGGGCGCUGACACGCCGCUCUCCAUGCUCUCGGUGAACCACGAGGAGCUGGAGCGCUCGCCCAGCGGCUUCAGCAUCUCCGGGGAGCGGGAGGGCGAGGGAGGGGGGCAGCUGUCCGCGGGGCCGGGCGGGGGGGCGAUGGGCGAGGCCAGCUGGACGCGGGACAAAGCCAGGCCGAGCUACCUGGCGGAGGGGGAGACGGACACGGACACGGACCCGUUCACGCCCAGCGGGGGGGCGCUGCCGCUCUCGUCCACGGGGGAGGGAUUCGCCGACGCCGUGUGGAACACGCCGCCCUGA